AUGGCCAGUUUUAGAGGCAAAAAGUCCAUUUUUAAAGUGAAAAAUUUUUCAAAAGUAAUGAUGCCAAUUAGUUGCUAACAUUUUGGAAUAGACAAGUGCAAAAUAUUAAAAUCAGGUGGCAACCCAUAACUUAACUACAACCUGUCAAAGUUUGAUGUUGUUUGUUUGUUUUGUUUUCAUACAUUUGGCGCUUAAGUUAUAGAGAAAAAUAAAAGUGCGACAAACAAAAAGUAUUCUGCUUAUUAAUUUUUUGAAAAAUGGAAAAUACUCAGAAAGGUAUAUAAAUAUUAGUUUUUGUAAAAAAAAAGUGUAAAAUUGUUUUAUAUUACAUCAUUAUUAACGUUAAAGUGUGUCGUCUUUUUUAUGUGAUUUUGGUGUUUGUUUUUGCGUUCCAUGGAGUAGUACUUUGUUUAUCGGGACGUAUUCACUAAACUAUUUAUAUGUUUAGAAUGGCAUUAAUGUCUACUUUAAUGUGUUUAUAAUUCCAACUGCUCAUAACUGCACCCCUGUGCGAAAUUUACGAUUUUAGAUUGCAUAAAAAUCCAAAAUGCGCAAAUUGCAAAAUUUUGGUUGGAAAAUAAUCGAAAUGCUACCACUGUUAUUAAUUGGAUUUGUGAUAAAUUUCAAAAGAAAUCUAAUGAAGUCUCCAUGAUAGCUAUUAGGAAAAAGAUUAACAAUUUUUGUGCACGUGCGAACCAAAAGUGGAUCGCAAACAACAGAAACCGGUUUAGAUUCGAAAAAAAUGAAAAAGUAUGGUUAUCAGGUAUGACUGAGCUUACUUUAAUCCACAGCGAUGUCUCAAUUAAAAAAGGUCGUCCAAGUGUUGGUUAUAGUGAAGGAAGCGUACGGCAAAAACGAAAACUUGCUUCCGUAGUCUCGUCAGCACAGGGAAAUGACACCAAGUUAUUGCUUCAUGCUGCUUCAAUUGCAGCUCAGUCAUCUAAAGAAAAUGAUUUGAAUUUUGUUUUAAAAAAAGCAGUUUCAUCACCAACAAGACCAACUAAAAUUAGACAAAUGCUUUCUUGUGAUGAUAAAAAGCCUAUAAUGCUAUCACCUGAAGAAGCAUUACUGUUUUUGAUAGAAAAUAAUUUGACAAAACAGCAAUAUAUUAAUAUAAGGGAAUUAAAUAAAUCACAUAACUGUGAUAUUUUCCCUAGUUACCCAAAAAUUCAAGAAUACAAGCUACAAUGUAGACCGGAAGGAUUAAGUGUAACAGACUCGUUGGCAGAAAUUCCUCUACAAAACUUGGUUAAUCACACAGCAAAGAGAAUUUUAUCGUACCAAGAAGAAGUUUUACUAUUAAUACCUGAACUUAAUGAAGUCACAUUAGUUCUUAGUUAUGGUUUCGAUGGUUCCACAGGUCAAAGUUCCUUUAAGCAAAUGUUUAACAGCGAUUCCCCUGAAAGUUUAGAUAGCUCACUCUUUGUAACUUCAGUUAUUCCAUUGAAAUUAAUAUCGUCGAAUAACGCAAUCGUUUGGAAAAAUCGUACUCCUCAAUCUGUUCGAUUUUGUCGACCACUUAAAAUUGAAUUUAUAAAGGAAACUAAGGAGCAUAUUUUGAAAGAAAAACACAAUAUAGAUCUUCAGAUAUCAAACCUUGAGCAUUUAGAAUAUUCUUUAUCAAAUGGUAAAAUAAUUUCAGUAAAGUAUGAACUUAUUAUGACAUUAAUAGACGGAAAAGUCCUAAACGUGUUAACUGGAACAAAGUCUUCUCAAUCAUGUCCAAUAUGUGGGGCAAAUCCAAAGCAGUUUUUGUUAAUAAAGGAUUUAAACUCAUCGGUGUUUCAGCCCAAAUUAAAUACAUUAAAAUACGGUAUAAGCCCAUUGCAUGCCUGGAUUCGAUGUCUUGAGUUUGUUUUAAAUCUUUCAUAUAGACUUCCUGUUAAAAAAUGGCAAAUUCGAAAUGCACAGGACAAAUCGCUGAUGCAACAAAGAAAACGUAAAAUUCAAGAACAGUUUUGGAACAAAAUGGGUCUUCAUGUCCAUAAGCCGAAAAGUAAUGGUAGCGGGACAACAAAUGAUGGAGAAAAUGCUUCUGAGGCGAGAAACAAAUUCUAUAAGAAGGACAGAAUCGAACAUGCUCGAAAAGAUUCCAGAGUACAUAAUAUAACAGAUGUUUUUAACAGGGCUAUGGAUUCAUCUGAUCCAUUAUUAUCAAGUAUUUAUAUCAAAAAACGCCAUUCUGCAAAAAGAAAGUUACAGCUUCCGAGAGAAGUGAUUUCACUUUUAAAGAUCCCAGAGGUUCCUGAAUAUCAGUUGCCAUCUACGUCAAGUGCCACCGAAAAUGAAACAUUUACUGAUUCUGAAGAGGAGCAGAUUCUUCCCGUAAUUAAUUUGGAAUUAGAAAUUGAUGAAAUGUUUGAAGAUUUUGAGUUGGAGUAAAUCUGGAAGUUACUUUAAACCAACUACAAAUUUUAUUACUUAUUAACUAAAUUUAUUGUGAAACAUCUUUAUUUUGUAAACUAUUAAUUAUGAAAAUAAAAAACUUUUCUUCAUCAAAAUCACUUACUUAUUUUUUAAUUAAUGGCCCGCCCACUUUAUGUGGGCAUGGUUGUGAUUGGGCUGACCUAUAAAUAUUACUCCAGUUUUAAAAAUCAUCAAUCAAAAUAAUUUUAUUACACAUUAUUUAAAGUAAUAUUAUUUUUCUUAGAUGCAACAUAACAUUCCUCUAAAAGUGGGCGUGGCACUUACAGAUCGAGUUGAAAUUUUUACUGUAGUCUUCUAUUGGCCUAAUAGUUAAAUGUGCAAAAUUUCAAGGCUCUAGCUGUUUCCUGCGAUUUGUUGCCUCGAAAACUGGUCAUUCUGCCUAUAGUGAUUCGUUUGGUUCGAGUAUUCAACUUAAUCACUGAUAAUAACUGAGAAUUGUUAUUCAUUUUAUUAAGUAUUUAAGAUUAUUACUUAUAAUAUUUAGUUCAGCCGG
Messenger RNA from Lucilia cuprina (Australian sheep blowfly), 2920 nucleotides. RefSeq lists its product as uncharacterized. The coding region runs from base 649 to 2382 and encodes 577 amino acids. The transcript is spliced from 2 exons. The record is from RefSeq and is a predicted model, not a curated record. NCBI's taxonomy places the organism in Eukaryota, Metazoa, Arthropoda, Insecta, Diptera, Calliphoridae.